ACAAUAAAGAAAAGAAAAGGAAACGGUGUCAUGUCCUUUUGUCAAUUCUCCAUGCCCACGCCUUUCGUCUGGCCCAUCCUCUGCUUUCCAUAAUUAAACCUCGCUAGAUGCCGCUAUAUAUGGCUACCUCACAGCACAUCCGUCUCCUCCUCUAUCUUCUUCUCCUUCCUCUUCUUGUCUCAGAAAUAGAUCAGGAACCAUGAAGUCACCUCCCCACAUGGAAGAGCUGAGGAUACAUCUACCUCCCUGCUGAAGGAGGGCUAAAUUCUUGUACGUCAGCGUCUCUAUUGUUACAGGGCCUAAACAUGAGCAGUUCCAACCCGGAAGCAUCAGCAGAUGAUUUCGAAGCAAGCAGUCAAGUGGCUUCCAAUACGUGCAUCCAAGAAACCUCUCCUUCUCUCAGUAAGCAGGACACGCCCAUCUCUCUUAACCUCUCCCUAUCCGUCAACGCGGACUCCACAGCGCUGGCGGUUGUCUCGUUGUCGAGCACAAGCGAGAGCAGCAGCGAGUCACAAGCGUGUCGCCCCCCCAACUCCCGCCGAGUCUUCUCCUGCAACUACUGCCAACGACAGUUCUUCAGCUCCCAGGCGUUGGGCGGCCAUCAAAAUGCUCACAAGAGGGAGCGAACGCUCGCCAAGCGGGCACUCGGGUUAGAUGCGUUUCCACACAAUUAUAGCAGCAUUGCAUCAUUACCCCUCCAUGGCUCAGCUCUCCAUUCCCUGGGAAUCAAGGCACACUCAUCGAUGCACCAGAGAAUGAUGGAGUGGAGGGAAAGCCCUGGCACUAAACUCCUUGGAAGAGGCUUGCUCGAGCCAAGGCCUGUCUUUCUAGAUGAUUACGACGUGGAAUUCUUCUGGCCUGGAAGCUUUAGGCCGGAGGCAGAUUCAAGUCUUGAGCUGCUUGGGAGUGCAAAUUCGGUAAAACUGGAUCACCAGCCAGCAGAGGAGCCUGACCUUACUCUCAGGCUCUAGGUGUUCGACAUUGGUAUCUCUUCAAGAACAAUUUUUCUUCUGACAAUGUACAGUGAGGCAUGUGACGGUUUAGCAAGCUUCUUGUUUGCUAGACUUGUGCUUAGGUUUGGAUGUGGAUUCUUCAUUGAUUUGUUAUGAUUGGCUUUAGAUUGUUGCA
This is a messenger RNA of Musa acuminata AAA Group (dessert banana), 1128 nucleotides long. Its product is annotated as zinc finger protein 4-like. Bases 306 to 971 code for a protein of 221 amino acids. Gene Ontology annotation, biological process: negative regulation of abscisic acid-activated signaling pathway. The transcript is spliced from 2 exons. Lineage: Eukaryota; Viridiplantae; Streptophyta; Magnoliopsida; Zingiberales; Musaceae. The record is from RefSeq and is a predicted model, not a curated record.